CAUAAAGCCCAAUGGAAAAGGCCUUUUUAAAACUCUCUGUUCUCUACCGUCUCCUCUUCGCCAUCCGCAGCUCAUUCUAGAACAGUCAGGUGAUUUUGCAGAAUCGAAGUCUUCGUUUCCAAUAUCUCUUUGCCAUGUCGGACGAGGAAGUUGUUGACCCAAAGGUGACAAUGGAAGUAUCUUGCAAGCCUAAGUGUGUAAGGCAACUAAAGGAUUAUCAGGCAUGUACUAGAAGGAUAGAAGGUGAUGAAUCAGGGAGCAAGCAUUGCACUGGACAGUAUUUUGAUUAUUGGCAAUGCAUUGACAAAUGUGUUGCCCCAAAGCUAUUUGUAAAACUCAAGUAGCAAGGAUAUAAGCUGUUGAUCCAUUGCGAUUUUAUCUUGCUUUUUCGUUGUUGAAGCCUGUGCUACAGACUUGCAAUCCUUUCAAUCAACUUAGUUGCCGCAUGGAAAAUUUUGUACUAUGCACAUUCUUAAGAAGUGAUUAAUAAAAGAUACUUGUGGGUUAAA
Solanum verrucosum is the source of this 509-nucleotide messenger RNA. RefSeq names its product cytochrome b-c1 complex subunit 6-like. Gene Ontology annotation, biological process: mitochondrial electron transport, ubiquinol to cytochrome c. The record is from RefSeq and is a predicted model, not a curated record. Bases 135 to 344 code for a protein of 69 amino acids. Lineage: Eukaryota; Viridiplantae; Streptophyta; Magnoliopsida; Solanales; Solanaceae. The transcript has 5 exons.